AUGAGAAGCUCCCACUCACUGGCAUCAGAAACACUAGAUAUCUUCAGUCCUAAGCUUUACAGAUUCAUACAAAAUACACACCGGCAUUGGCUAGACGAAGGCUGCAUCUGCCAAAACGCACGUUGGGGAUAGGCAGUGAAAAAAAAAAAGAGUGGAGAAAAAGUCCAGUCGCUCUUACACACACCGGACUCAAGGAUCAGCACCAUGAAGACCAGACUAGGCUGUCUCUCCAACAAAUCUGACUCCUACAGUGAUUUCUCUGAGUUCCUGCCUCCUGCUCAGGAAACUACAGCCAGGUGUCUGAAACUGUCAACGGAUGAGGUUGAACAGUGGUCUGAAUCGUUUGAUCACCUUCUAACUCACAAAUAUGGCCUAGCUGCCUUCCGGACAUUUCUCAAGACGGAGUUCAGUGACGAAAAUAUUGAGUUUUGGAUGGCCUGCGAGGACUACAAAAAGAUCAAGAGCUCGGCCAAGCUUGUGUCAAAAGCAGACAAAAUCUACAAGGAGUUCAUUGACGUUCAGGCACCAAGAGAGGUAAACAUUGACUACCGCACCAGAGAGAAGACCAAGCAGAGUCUGGAGGAUCCAUCCCCGACCAGCCUCAACGAGAUCCAAGCUAAAGUGUACAGCCUCAUGGAAAAAGACUCCUACCCACGAUUCCUCAGGUCCAAGAUGUACCAGGAUAUUGUCAACAGAACGCAUGCACAAGGCCAGCGGAGGUCUGUUUGA
Molecule: messenger RNA, 729 nt
Organism: Scomber japonicus (chub mackerel)
Lineage: Eukaryota; Metazoa; Chordata; Actinopteri; Scombriformes; Scombridae
Gene: rgs8
Product: regulator of G protein signaling 8
Source: RefSeq, a predicted model, not a curated record